AUGGAUAGCACCCAUGGUUUUGUUAGCCUUCUGAAUAGUCAAUCUUCAUUUGACCUUGAUUCACCGGAACCUGCUUGGUUGAGUAGCCAAUGUUCUGAUGAGUCUGGUGUCAAGGAGAGGAGGAAAUGGUCUCCCAAAGAGGAUAAAAUCCUCAUUGGUGCUUGGCUUAACACCAGUAAAGACCCGGUGGUCAGCAAUGAGCAGAAAGCUAGUGCUUUCUGGAAGAGGAUUCAAGACUACUACAAUUCAAGCCCUCACCUGGUUGGGACAACACCUAGAGAGCUUUGUCAGUGCAAGCAAAGGUGGACUAGGAUUAACGAUCAAGUCUGCAAGUUUGUUGGAUGCUUUGAAGCGGCUCUGAGGGAGCAGAGAAGUGGUCAAAAUGAUGAUGAUGUGAUGAAAGCUGCCCUAGAUAUCUUCUACAAUGACUACUCCAUCAAGUUCAACCUGGAACAUGCCUGGAGGGAGCUGAGGCAUGACAAUAAAUGGUGCUCCACCUUUCUCGCUAAGGACAGUGUGAAGGAAAAGCGCAAACAAGUGUUGGAGUUUAAGGUUCAGUACAAGGACAACGUCUUUUCACUCGCGGGUGCAUUUGGAGAAGUGAAAGUGUUUUGCUGUGUAGGACAUGUGAACCAAGUCACGGGUUCUUCUGUUUCACUUGACUUCUAUAAGCUUCUGUGA
Molecule: messenger RNA, 681 nt
Organism: Brassica napus (rape)
Lineage: Eukaryota; Viridiplantae; Streptophyta; Magnoliopsida; Brassicales; Brassicaceae
Product: glutathione S-transferase T3-like
Exons: 3
Coding region: 1-681 (226 amino acids)
Source: RefSeq, a predicted model, not a curated record